This is a messenger RNA of Trifolium pratense (red clover), 2084 nucleotides long. Its product is annotated as sugar transport protein 5-like. Gene Ontology annotation, molecular function: monosaccharide transmembrane transporter activity. Lineage: Eukaryota; Viridiplantae; Streptophyta; Magnoliopsida; Fabales; Fabaceae. The transcript has 5 exons. Gene Ontology annotation, biological process: monosaccharide transmembrane transport. Gene Ontology annotation, cellular component: membrane. Bases 431 to 1951 code for a protein of 506 amino acids. The record is from RefSeq and is a predicted model, not a curated record.
ACGAAUUGUUGUAUUUCAUAGUUUUCUUCAUGAGGUUUGAUGCAUUUGAGAAUAUUUGUUAGUGACUUCAGUAGUAAGUAUGUGUUUGCUUUAGCGUUUUACACUUCAAACUUAUGAUGAAAAACCUCAUUGCCACAGAAGAUUAAUAGUAAAGCUUCUAUAAACCACGGUGAAUGCAAUGCGCGUUUCCUCAUUUUUGCCGCAUAAUCAAACAUAGCUACUGUUUCGCGUUUGAAGACGAGCCAGGUUCUCAUAAAAACAAAGAAACUGAAGACAAGGGUGAGGCAUAAUUUAAACAAAAAUUGAAGAAUAUGAUAAAAGUCAAAGCGUUUGUUAAGACAGAUUGUUAGAAGCAGCAUUAUUGAUAACAUCGGUGGUGGGUCGGGAUAGAAGGUUCAAUAGGAGAGAUCGUCGUCAUAGAAGGUUCAAUAUGGCUGGUGGGUCGGGAUUCGAACUUGAAGCAUCGGUCACUACCAUCGAGAGCAAGAUAACACUCACAGUUGUCAUCACUUGCAUUGUUGCUGCAUCUAGUGGACUUAUUUUUGGAUAUGACCUCGGAAUUUCAGGAGGUGUUACUACGAUGAUGCCAUUUCUCCAGAAAUUCUUUCCAGAUAUCCUAAAAAAGGCGGCAAGCGCCGAACAAAACACAUAUUGCGUGUACGAUAGUCAAAUGUUAACAUUAUUUACGUCGUCUCUGUAUCUAGCUGGGUUAGUAACUUCUCUAGUAGCUAGUCAAGUCACAUCGUCGUUGGGCCGUAAAAACACCAUCUUGUUGGGUGGUGUCAUCUUUCUUCUGGGUGGUGCCAUUAAUGGAGGUGCUCAAAAUAUCGCUAUGCUCAUUAUUGGUCGUAUUCUUCUUGGCUUUGGAAUUGGUUUCACUAAUCAAGCUACUCCAUUGUACCUUUCGGAAAUUGCUCCACCAAAAUGGCGAGGAGCAUUAAGCACAAGUUUUCAAUUCUUCAUACAAAUUGGUGUGCUGGUUGCGGGGUGCAUAAACUAUGUCACCGCAAAUCACCCAUCGGGUUGGCGAAUCUCGCUAGGCUUAGCUGUGGUUCCAGCAACAAUGAUCACAAUCGGUGCCUUCAUUAUAUGUGACACACCAAACAGUUUGGUGGAGCGUGGGAAGAUAGAUCAAGCCAGAGAAGCUUUGCAUAAAGUGAGAGGCUCAACCAAUGUUGAACCCGAGUUGGAAGAACUUGUGAGACAAUCACAACAUGCAAAAUCUAUGAAGCAAGAGCCUUUCGUGACCAUAUUUGAGAGACAAUAUCGACCUCACUUGGUGAUAGCAAUUGUCAUUCCGCUUUUUCAACAACUUACAGGGAUCAACAUGGUUGCAUUCUACGCGCCUAACCUUUUUCAAUCUAUGGGUUUUGGCCACAAAGCAGCUUUGUUUGCUAACAUUAUACUUGGAUUUGUUAACAUUUUUGCAAUCAUCAUCUUCUCUAGCAUUGUUGAUCGGGUUGGUCGAAGAGUUUUGUUUAUAGCGGGUGGCAUUCAGAUGCUUAUCAGUCAAAUUGCGGUGGCUUUUGUGAUGGCAAAGGCGACUGGUGUUCACGGAACAAGUAGCAUAUCGAAGGGGAAUGCUGCAUUGUUAUUGGUGCUAAUGAGUUUCUACUCUGCAGGUUUUGGUUGGUCAUGGGGUCCUCUUUUGUGGAUAAUUCCAAGUGAAAUUUUUCCUUUGAAAAUCAGAACAACUGGACAAAGCAUCGCUGUUGCAGUGCAAUUCUUAACAAUAUUUUUGUUAUCUCAAACAUUCUUGACAAUGUUAUGUCACUUGAAGUUUGGUGCUUUCUUGUUCCAUGGUACUUGGAUAGUAGUCAUGACCCUCUUUAUUAUGCUCUUCUUGCCUGAAACCAAAGGACUUCAUUUGGAUUCAAUCUAUGACAUAUGGUGUAAACACUGGUAUUGGCGUUACUAUGCUAAAAGAGAAGUUCUUCAAAAUCAACACUGAGUGUUUAUUUAGCUAGAUGUUGUAUAAAGUUUACCACAAUAACACUUAAAUAAUUUUAUGAUACUAGUCUAGCCAAGUAAUUAAAUUUUGUCAUCAAAUAUAUCAAAGAUAUAUAUGUUUGGUAAAAAAGAAA